Aspergillus versicolor CBS 583.65 is the source of this 2259-nucleotide messenger RNA. RefSeq lists its product as uncharacterized. Gene Ontology annotation, cellular component: nucleus. The coding region runs from base 1 to 2259 and encodes 752 amino acids. Gene Ontology annotation, molecular function: zinc ion binding; DNA-binding transcription factor activity, RNA polymerase II-specific; transcription cis-regulatory region binding. The record is from RefSeq and is a predicted model, not a curated record. NCBI's taxonomy places the organism in Eukaryota, Fungi, Ascomycota, Eurotiomycetes, Eurotiales, Aspergillaceae. Gene Ontology annotation, biological process: regulation of DNA-templated transcription. The transcript has 2 exons.
AUGGCGCCGUCCACUGCAACCCCAUCCGAUCUCCACCGUGUGCCCGUCGCGUGCCUGCAGUGUCGAAAGGCGAAGGUCCGAUGUCUGGUAUCGCAGCGAUUAGACCGGUGCAAUCGGUGCAUAGCGAACGACACGUCCUGCGUCUUUACACAGCCCAAGAGGGCAAGGGUCAGACCGGCUCCAUAUCCUCGCCCGACGCCACCGCGCGAGAACAAGGCUGCUGAGAACCAUCCUGACUGUUCGGAGGAACUGCCCAAUGCAGCUAAUCUUGCAGAGGCCCAUGACCCCAUCCCCACACUCCACACGCCCACGGCAACAAGCCAUCAUAGUACACCAUAUCAGCCCAACGAAUCGCAGGACCUGGAUGUCCGACAACCGCUCAUCACCGAUGCCAUUCGCACUGCGAUAAUUACUGCGCUUGCCUCGUUAAGAGGGAGACGAGGGUCUUCAUUCAGCUUCGUUACGUCGGAAGAUGGGCCAUGCUUUAGCUCUAGAACUGACCAGAGGCCGCGACGCCCGUCUCCCCAGAAAUCCCCGACGUCGGUGUCACUGAAACUUUCCAUGCUUCUGCGGCCGCUGACCAGUAAUUCUCAACACGAUAACGGUGCAGAUAGCGCAAUGCCUGCCGGUGUGGUUAGGAUGCCCAGCUACUCCACGUCGAUGUCCCUCGGCCAGACCAUCACGGAUCCAAUUGAAGGGGGCAUGAUCAGUUUAACCUCGUCGAGGGAGCUGUAUGGUUUUUUCAUGUUACGGAUGAACGCUAAAUGGGAAUAUAUCCUCGAUCCACGGGUCGACACUCACGAUCAAAUCCGACGGCGGAGUCAACUACUUUUCACUACAAUACUCUUCUGCGCGUCCAAAUUCGCAAACUACGUCCAUGGACAUGUUGUAUCUGUCCCUGACCCGGUGUUGCAAACACGGUUAUGCAGCCUGGCUAGAAAUCUUGUUGUCAAGGCCCUUGCAGAAGGAGACCGCUCCAUGGAAACAAUGCAGGCGCUGUACCUGCUUGUUUGCUGGAAGGACGGCGAUGACGACGUCUCGUAUCUUCACAGCGGUUAUGCCCACCAGGCCCUCCACGACCUGGACUUGGAGCAGAGCGACGGCGACGGGUGGCAGACAGCUCGUCGGAGAAGAACGUGGCUAGCGCUAUUCAGGCAAGACAGGCAGCAGAGUCUGUUCUUCAUGCGGAGGGCGUCUCUUGCACAGGCUGAUGAGAAUUACUGUUUGAUCAGUAACCCUAAUACAUGGCGCGAGAUGGAAUGCGCGUUGCCAUUAGAUAUGAUCGCGUGUUGCAGUGCGGAUCUGCGGCGCAUUCAGUCCAAGCUCCGUCUUUUAGUAGCGAGGGCCUCGUCAGUGAUGCUGCCAUGCCUGCUGGAUCUUAUGCAUGGGGAGCUGAGUGAGUGGAAGGCGAAGUGGAUGAACUAUCUCCAUACGCAAGGGACCGGUCCAGCGAACAGUGAUGCCUCCCUCAAUCCUGAGCUACUCUUCCCAGAUGCAGGCCAUCUCAGAAACCUCGUCCAUCUAUGGGAUCACAGCGUCAGGCUGAAUGUUGCCUCCGCUGUCCUCCGGCAGUCUCUUAUGGCAGCCGUUACAUCCUCUCUAGGGACUUCCUGGCAGCCCUCACCAGACACAUUCCCCGAGCUCGAUUUAGCAACUCUGCAAAGUGUCCUAUCUCCCGACCUUCCUGGUCUUAGUAGUAGCGUUGAGAGCGCAUUCGGCGUCCUACGGCAUCUACUCUGCAUCCCGCCAGACGAUCUUCGCCGCGCACCUGAUGCGGUUUUGCUUCUCGCGCCUAAUGCUGCAUUAUUCCUAUGUCUGCUUUUGUGUCUUCCUGAGAAUGGGAUCCUGGGGCUGAUGUUCCAACGGACGGCGGUUACGCUGAUUCAUGAUAUCACGCGGCAUGUGAACCAGUGUGUGCAGUCGGCCCAGGAUACUGUACUCCUUCAUGCGCAGUAUCUGGGUUCACUGUUGGGGUUGCUGGACGGCUCUCAGCAGCAGCAGCAAGGGAUCGAAGCACAGCCACCCAUGGGCAUGCCGCAACUUGAUGUUGGUGGGGGACUGGGUAUUCACUCUCAGCACGCUCUGGCGGGUGAAGCUUCGCAGCCUGCAUACAGCAUAGAGAAUACUAGUAGCGUUCUUGGGUGCCCGGGGGAUAGUGGCAAUAACAUGCAUCUCCGAAGCCUGGCGAACUUGCUAGAUGGGGACCUGUUCUGGGAGAUGCCCCUUGCGAGUGAGAGUGGAUCGCUUGGUGAUUGUUAA